AUGCUUGCAUAUCUACUAUCGUUGAAUGUGUUUGAAAAAUCUCAUAAAACAACUGUGAGCGAAUCUGAACUUCAUGUUCAACGGCAAUCAACUCGUGUAUAUUUUCUUGUCCUUUUAUUUGCAUUAUUUAUUCUUGUCGCUUAUACAUCAUUGAUAUACCAACAAAAUAAUCACGUGAUGGCAAUUUCUUCGCUUGAGCAGUUUCAAUAUUUGCAAAAUCUAUAUGGUUCAAAUAUCGCUGAAUGUCCGUGCACAACACUAUCUUUUCAACAUGCGGCAUAUUAUCAACUCGAGCCUAUUUUUCAUCAAGUAUGUUCGAGUGAUUUUAUCAAUGUUGAUUGGUUGAAUAGUUUAUUUACGACUUACGAAAAUCAGACAGCAACAGACAACAACAUAUUCACAUUUGCUGAAAAUGCUUUUGCUCAUUUUCAGUCUUUACGCAUUAUGUGUGACUUAACGAGACAAGCCGUACUAGAUGCUCGAGAUCUUUUUCUUGCUACACAAGUCGCUUCGGCACGCAUGCUUGACUACAAUCUAUUUAAUUCAACAAUCACUGCGGAACAGAAUUUUUUUACAACGACUAUAUCAAAUAAUUUCAUAGCUAGUCUACAGAUGCUUAUUGAAAUGGCACAAGGAAAUGGCAUUAUGUCAGGAUAUUCAACGAAUUGGGGCGUAUUUCUACGUAAUUUGACAAAAGAUGCUACUAUAUAUGCAAAAUCGCGAAUAUAUGAAGAAUGUGAUUGUGCCACUUCCUCUUCAUGCAUACAAUCUUCAAUACCUUAUGUGCCGGGCUUUGUUGUCGGAUGUCUCCCUACAGAAUCAUUCUUGCAAUCUACAUUCGAAUGUCUCUACAAUCAAUCGUGCGUUGAUAGAAUAUCGUCUUAUGUGAACUCAUAUACUAUUCCUCAAGCAUUAAAUUCUAGUAGUUCUAGAUUUAGUUCUUACUUACCAAUAAAUGACAUCAUUAAAGAAAUGUUUGUUGAAUCGUUUUCAUGGAAUAUUUCUUAUGCAAAAUAUUUUCAACAAUGUCAACCAACAUCAUGUUCAUACAAAUUAAUCAAACGGUACAAUGCACUCUAUGUUGUAACAACUAUUGUAGGUCUCUAUGGUGGAUUAACCGUUCUACUCAAGCUGGUUGUGCCUUUUGUUGUACAUAAAAUAAUUGUAUUACUGAGACGCCAUCGCUAUAAAAAUAUGCAAGUAGUACCAACAAACGAACGCUACUAA
Messenger RNA from Rotaria socialis, 1227 nucleotides. Lineage: Eukaryota; Metazoa; Rotifera; Eurotatoria; Philodinida; Philodinidae. The record is from the annotation of a GenBank genome assembly.